This is a messenger RNA of Ectocarpus siliculosus, 411 nucleotides long. The record is from the annotation of a GenBank genome assembly. Lineage: Eukaryota; Phaeophyceae; Ectocarpales; Ectocarpaceae.
AUGACCACUCCAGCUCCUGCCGCCGCAACAAGCAUAUCGACCAGCUCACCCGCGGAGGAGGUGGACACGACAUCAUCUCCUAGCAUCACGGUGGACGGGACGAUGGCUCCUACCAUGUCGAGGUACCUCAGCACAGUCGACGUCUACGUGGAGUUCUGGGAGUGCUCGUCGGAGUUCAGGAGCUGCUCGAUGGACGACGAUCUAGCUGCAUCAUGCGGAGACGAUGACGAUGGCCUAGACGAUGGCGCCUUCGGCGACGAGGACCUCAGCGGGACUGUUGCGACAGGGUACUCGAGAGCCGUGCUCGCCCUCGUGCUGCCUGUCUCUUUCUUUGUGGCUUUGCCGCAAUAUACGGAGGAAUUCUUGCCUCCCGUCGCCAUCCAGGUCCACCGCUUGCACGCACUUACGUGA